AAUCCAAGAUGACUGCAGCUUAGUUUCCCAAGUGUGAAGUAACUGCCCAGAGGAAUUAUGGGUUUGGACUUCCCUGUCUAAUACUGCUUUGGUGUCGUCAGAAAACAGAGGCCGAGUUCUUUCAUUCUGCUUGUGGACAAUUCUUGUCCAGAUUUUGUCUCAGUGGAAAUCAAAUUGUAGUCACAUGUUCCCUAAGAGGUGUUCCCUGGGAAAACAGGGUUCGGUGGAAACAGAAAAGCCACAGGUCGAUGAGUAAACUGUUCCCGAGACGCCCUGGCUUUCACCAGGUUUGCACACAGCCCAACUUUCUACCUUCCCAGAAAAGAUCCACACUUUCUUCUCGAAGACUAGGAAGCAGAAGGCAGGACCCCACGGCAAGAGGGCCUGGGGGGCCAUGUCCCUCAUUCCAUGGCUCCGGUGGAACGAGACCCUGCCCCGGCUGUCUGCCCGGAGCCCAGCUGAGAUGGUGCUGGAGACCCUCAUGAUGGAGCUGGCUGGGCAGAUGCGAGAGGCAGAGAGGCAGCAGCAGGAGCGCAAAAGCGCGGUCAGGAAGAUCUGUACCGGGGUGGACUACAGCUGGCUGGCCAGCACACAGCGGCCCACCUACAACCUCAGCCCCGGUGAGCGGCUGCAGCUGGAGGAUGUGUGUGCCAAGAUCCACCCAUCCUACUGCGGGCCUGCCAUCCUCAGGUUCCGGCAGCUGCUGGCCGAGCGCGAGCCCGAGGUGCAAGAGGUGUCGCGGCUGUUCCGCUCGGUGCUGCAGGAGGUGCUGGACCGGAUGAAGCAGGAGGAGGAGGCCCGCAGGCUGACGCGCCAGUGGAGCCUGCGGCCCCGGGGAGGCCUGGCGCCCUUCCGGCCCCGCGCGCGCAUCUCGCCCUUCGCCAGCGACAUCCGCACCAUCUCGGAGGACGUGGAGCGCGAAGCGCCGCCGCCGCCGCGCACCUGGAGCAUGCCCGAAUUCCGCGCGCCCCAGGCGGACUGAGCGCCGGGGCAGGGCCGGCUGCAGCAGGGCACGACGGGAGGGUCCUCCGCACCGCCUGGGUCCUGCCCGCAGCCCGGGGGCCCAGCCACCUCCUCCUCCGGACUCGAACCCGAGGCCGCGCCUGCCCCUCUCCCCGGGAGCCCGGCCGGGUCAGCUCCACCCCACCUCCUACCUACCGCGCUCCGGAAGGGACAAGAGCCCCGCCCCUGGCAAGACCCGGUUCUCCAACCCGCAGGAUGCCCCCUCUCCCCCUUCCUGAGUAAAGAUGAGGCACCGGAUGGUGGCCAGCUGACGUCACCACUGCAGGGGAGCCUCAGCCUCGUGGGCCGAAGAGAGGUGGUAGGGACCAGAGAGACUCAACCAAGUCUUCAGCUAGUGAGAAACGGAGUCUCCCAAGGGCCACACUGCUUUUGCCUUAACUGGAUGCCCCUAACCUGAGAGUGUUCCUGCCCCUGAGCCCUUGAAUCCUGGGCUAUGAUGGGACAGGCUCAAGGGCUACAUCUCUACCCCUAUGGUCUGACCCUUUCCUUUCCACGCACUGGGGACUGGUGGGGUCAAGACGGUUUUGGAAAGGUAGCUAGGGUAGGUCAAUUGACCCUGACUUCACCCACCCCACAGUGUCAAGUGGAAUGAGGCUAGGUAGUCCCAAGCUUGGGCUUCAGAUCCUUCAGACUUCCUGUCUAGCCCAGGCCUCGCAAGUCUAGGGCUCCUUCAGGUCACACCUGCUCUCCUGUCCUCCCUAGGAAGUGAUGUCACCUGGGGCACCUCAGUGAAGUGUUCCAAGGACCCAGCUACAGCCUCAGCUCCAACAGGCUUCUGGUCUGAGAGUGGAUUGCCACAAGGCAAAUCUGGAAGGCCAAGUGGCCUCCCCACACCCUGGGGUUGAAGUGGGGUUCAGGGGGAUCGGUGGAGAAAGUGCCCCAGAUCCCAGGCAUGCCUAGAAAAUGCAAGUGGACCUUAUUAAUAGUCUAAAUAAAAUGCCAGAGGGAGAUAAAUCCCAGGAGGCAAUGCAAGCAUUCCACACCAAACUCGUGG
This is a messenger RNA of Nannospalax galili (Upper Galilee mountains blind mole rat), 2017 nucleotides long. It is a transcript of the gene Rd3, whose product is annotated as retinal degeneration 3, GUCY2D regulator. The transcript has 4 exons. Bases 395 to 982 code for a protein of 195 amino acids. The record is from RefSeq and is a predicted model, not a curated record. Lineage: Eukaryota; Metazoa; Chordata; Mammalia; Rodentia; Spalacidae.